Molecule: messenger RNA, 1623 nt
Organism: Pseudozyma flocculosa PF-1
Lineage: Eukaryota; Fungi; Basidiomycota; Ustilaginomycetes; Ustilaginales; Ustilaginaceae
Exons: 2
Coding region: 1-1623 (540 amino acids)
Source: RefSeq, a predicted model, not a curated record
AUGGCCUACGCACCCGCUGUCCACCGCGACGGCGAUGCGGCCGCGCAGGCGUCGCGCAUCCUGGCCGACACGCAGGUCUCGCCCGCCAUCAUCUCGGCGCUGAUCCGCCGGGUCAAGGCGCUUACGUCGCGCCUCAUCGACCGCGAGGUAGACGAGGACACCAUCACCUCGACCGAGGGCCUCGUCACGCCCGCCGUCGUGUCGGCGUUUCACGAGAUCGGCGGCGACUUUGGCGAUGCCGCGCAGAGCCACCUCUGCCUGACGAAAAAGUUCCGCCGCAUCGAGGCCGACGGCGACGUCAGCCUGCCCACGUCGGCGCUCGAGUCGGCCAUUGACCAGCACACGACCAUCCUCCUCUCUUCGACCGAGAGCCAGAAGGUCGUCGGCGCCAUCUGGAGCGGCGACCUGGUGCAGAGGUACGGCCCGGACGGCUACUCGUACUUUGAGCCCUACGAGGCGCGCGACGACGGCGCCUUUCUGGCCCACUUUGACCCGGCGCGCCUGGCCGUGCCGCGCUACUCGUACGUCAUCAACAUCACCAUCUGGAUCUUCUUCCUCGUCCUCUUCACCGUCCAGACGCGCACCUACAAGGAGUUUGACCUGGCCGAGGGCCUGCUCUGGGUCAUGGCCGCCGGCUACAUUAUCGAGGACGCCUCGCGCUGGAUCAAGAUUGGCGGCAUCGACUCCAUCACCUUCUGGACGGUGCUCGACGUGGCGACCAACGGCCUCUUUCUCGUCUCCUUUAGCCUGCGCAUCGCCAGCUUCGUCGCCCACGGCCACGCCGCCGCCGACCUGUACCAGCUGCGCGCGUUCCAGUUCCUCGCCUGCGUCGCCCCGCUCGUCUGGAUCCAGCUGCUCAAGCUAUUCGACGGCUUCGUCUACUUUGGCAUCCUCCAGGUCAUCAUCCUCCGCAUGGCAAAGGAGACGGCCAUCUUUUUCACGCUCCUCGCCCUCGUCAUGGUCGGCUUCUUCCACGCCUUUUACGCCCUCGACGCCGCAGACGAGUCGCGCAUCGACGACGCCGUCGUAAAGAUCAUCGACAACCUCACCCAGACGCUCCUGGGCGGCGCCGAUUUCGAUCUCUUCAGCGACCAGAGCAUCUUCAGCAAGGUCCUCUACCAGGCCUACUGCUUCCUCAUCGCCGUCAUCCUGCUCAAUGUCCUCGUCGCCUUUUUCGGCACGGCAUACAGCGACGUCGUCGAGUCGGCCCACGACACCUACGCCGGUUUUUUCAGCGAAAAGGUCAUUGGCAUGGUGCGCGCGCCGGACCAGUACGUCUACCUGGCGCCGUUUAACCUGAUCGAGGUCUUCCUCAUUGCGCCGCUCGAGUACGUCCUGCCGCGCCACGCCUAUGCGCGCCUCAACUACGGCAUCCAGUCAGUCGUCUUUGGACUGCCCCUCUUCCUCAUCGCCUUUUACGAGAGCAGACUCGCGAGAAAGGUGGGCGCCAUCAUGCUCCAGGAACCCGAGUCGGAGCUCGACGAGGCCAGAGGCGCGGGUAUCGGCGGAACCAUCGAGGAUCCAGAGAUCCCGCAGGACGAGCAGAUGCCAGGACUCCGCCUGGCCAGGACCCGCUUCGAUGAUAUCCUCGCCAUGGCCCUCGAAGGGUCCGGCAAGCACUGA